AUGCUUGUAGACUUGCGACCACUCCCUAAUGCAGCACUGCCGGAGAUGAAAUGGCUUCGCUCCGUGGGCCACGUCCAGAAUUCGAGACAGCACGAUUGCACAAGUGCAAUUCAAAAAUGUGGCGACGCGAAGCAAUGGAUUGCGGCUAUGAAUUUGUUUCGCGACGUGUCCCGAGCAAGCGCGCAAGCAAACAUUAUUCUGUACACCGUGGCAAUCAGCGCAGUUGGAAAAUGCGGGCAGUGGCAACGAGCGCUGUUGUUACUCAGCGAAGUGCAAGAGGCAAAAUUGGAGUCGUCCACCGUGUGUUGUAGCGCCGGAGUAAGUGCGUGCGCAAGAGCGAGCGAAUGGCAACAAGCGCUAUCAUUGCUCGGCAAAUUUAAAGACGUAUCUUUGGAGCCUAAUGUGAUCAGCUAUGUCGCUGGAAUCAGCGCGUGCAGAAGGGGCGGACGAUGGCAGGAUGCAUUUUCGUUGCUCAGCGAGCUGCGUGAAGCCAAACUAGAGCCGAGCAUUGCUGCGUAUGGAGCGAUAAUAAGCGUUUGCGAGAAGAGUGGACGCUGGCAAUCUGCGUUGUCAUGUCUUUUGGAUGCGUCGGAGUCGAAGCUGGAGCUGGACGUCAUCACCUACAACUCAGCAAUCAGCGCCUGCGAGAAGGGUGGUCAGUGGCAGCACGCGCUGUCCUUGCUCGCUGACCUGCAGGGGGCGAGUUUGGAGCCAGACGUAAUCAGCUACAACGCUGGAAUCAGCGCGUGCGGGAAGGGCGCGAAGUGGCAGCUCGCGUUGUCAUUAUUUGCUGACAUGCGGGGGGCGGAGUUGGAGCCAGACGUAAUCAGCUAUUGCGCGGGGAUCAGCGCGUGCCAGAAGGGCGCGCAGUGGCAGCAAUCGUUGUCGCUGCUCAGAGAGAUGCGGGCGGCGAAGCCGAAGCCAGACGUCGUCAGCUACAGUGCUGGCAUCGGCGCGUGUGCGAGUGGAGGGGUGUGGCGGCAGGCCUUGAUCCUGUUUGGGGAGAUGAGGGAAGCCAACCUAGAGGUCGACAUAACUACCUACGGCGUCGGGGUCCACGCCUGCGAGAGGGGCGGCAGGUGGCAGUGGGCGCUGUCACUGCUCAGAGAGGCGCGUGAUGUGAAACUAGAGCCCGACCUAUGUCCCGAGGAGCUGGUCAAGCAGGCGCGUAGAGAAUCAUGUAGUGGAGCAUGGAGGCGAACAAUUUCAGCUACAACGCUGGAAUCAGCGCGUGCGAGAAGGGCGGGCAGUGGCAGCAGGCGUUAG
Molecule: messenger RNA, 1266 nt
Organism: Prorocentrum cordatum
Lineage: Eukaryota; Dinophyceae; Prorocentrales; Prorocentraceae
Source: the annotation of a GenBank genome assembly